AUGGCUCCUAAGAUCAGCAGUGUUCGGAGUGAAGAAGCGCUGAACGUUAGCCAGGGGGCUGAGUCAUCACCACUGGAUACGCAGCGACCACCCGCGGCCGACGAGCGUGUUGAGAUCGUGGAGGAUUCGUACCCGAAAGCAACUGAGGCUCUCCAAGGCGGCGCCGUUCAACCACCACAGCGGCUACACGAGCAAGACGGUGAAGACGAUGAGCUCUACGCCGUCAGCCCGUACGCGACAAAGAGAUUGACCAAGGAGAAGGCAACAGUAGCGCGCGACUCGCAGAACCUUCAAGCUCCGCAAGAAGAGCAGUCGCGUCCCAAGAGCCUCAACGAGGACGGCGCUCAGCAGAUCGCGCAGGGUGCUAUAGACGAGCUGAUUUUAAGAGGCGCUACUGUUCAGAAGGAGACUGGCGACAGCACGCAGCAAAGAAAGGCCCGGUCAAGCGCAUACAACAUCCCAGGCGCGAGCCAGCGCAGUCAGAAGCAAACCGCACUCACUUCGAAGACACCUCAUGAGGCAAAACCGACACAGCAAUCUGACACGCGACCUGUAGCGCAGAAGCCUAGCGGGCUGCCGACUCCGAGCAUCACCGGCACGAAAGCAACGCCAGCUCCAGUCAUGGCCGGUCGACCAUCUGCUGUGGAUGCUCUUCGAGCAAGACAAGGUUUAUCCAGCGCGACGCCCAGCACUGCGACCUCGGUCAAACCCGCGGCGACUGCGCUGUCCACGCAACCGAAGAAGGCGACGGCUUCUGUUAAUCAUGUUGGCUCGCAGCCAUCGGCUCCGAAGGCAAAGAGCCCCGAGGCAACGCUGAAGCCUGCUGCCACCAAGAAAGUGCCGUUGCAAGGAAAGGGUCGUGCCGCUCAUAACGCACCUUCGUCUUCCAACGCUUCAGCAGCUGUGUCGAAGCGCAAAAGAGCCGCUCUGACAUCUAGUCCGAGCGGCAGCAACGUUGACGCCGGAAACUCUGGUCUAAAGAAGCCUUCUGUGCAGUCAAAGGCCUUGGCCAAUUCGAAGACUACUGGAAGAGUUCAGCCGAAGCGUGGUGCGAAAGAAGACGCAGUGUACGACCUCUCCGAGUCUUCCUACGAGGACUCGCCCCCGCCAGCGAAGAAGUCACGGCCCUCAAAAGGAAAGGGAGCCGCACAGCCCCAGAAGAAAGCCGCACCCGGUGGUUCGCGAGCCGCACAGGCGCAAGUGCAUAAUGUUCGUUCUGGUGCCAAGAUGACUUCUACCAAGCAACCACCCUCGAAAGCAACCGCAGCUGCGAGUGCGUCUACGCGCAACACAGUCAGGAACAGGAUGAGACGCGCAAGCGAAGAGCCACCGCCAGCAGCUACGAAAGUACCGGGCAGCAAGCAGAAAGUGAAGCUGCUCGCUGACGAAGACGAAGACAAGGAGAAUGAGUCUGUGGUCGUCGCAGAGCGAGAUGAGACACUGGAGGACUUCGAAGCGCAGGUGCUGCACUAUUACGACGAAGACACGCUGGCGCUUGAUCAGCGAAAGGCGAACGGGCCCCUGAUUAGCGACAAAGCCGCCAACAAGCGUCAGAGGCCGGGGGCGAACUCAGCGAAAGGCGCUGCCAUGCGUGAGCAGAGCAGCAACGCGGAAUCUCGCUCUACUACAAAGCAACUUCCACGGUCAGUUCCUGGUGCAAGCCAAGACGAUGCGAUUGUCAUUCCUGAUCAGCUAUCAUCUGAGCGUAGCUCAAUCUCUCCGCCUGCUCUCCGCAGAGCUCAACAACACGCUACUGGAAAUGCCGAAAUGCAGAUUAGACCCAGCGCGGAGACUCGAGCAGUCAUGAGGUCUUCACCUCCGUUGCGAGCUGAGCAGACUCCAGCACCGCAUUCAGCGGGCUUCGUCAAUCCAGAUACGACGAGGAAGGCGGUCAUCAUUGGCUUCAACAAGGAUGGCCCAAUGAAUCAGGGCAGGUCAUCUGCAAAGGAGAGUCCUCCUGGGUCAGCCUGGACAGAUCGCAGUUCCGACCCACCUCGAGAGGCACCGGCGAAGGGCAAAGCCAGACCCACUGGUGGUCCAUCAUCGACGGCAGCGAGCGGGAGACCUGCGAAGAUGGAGAAGCCGGCACCCAUGAAGAACGUGACUACUGACGUUCAAGAUGCACUCGCCGGUUUCAUGAAGAAAGACUACAUGCCGGUGGUACAGCCGACUGUUGCAAAGCCUCCAUCCGUGCGUCUUACAGAUCGUAGCGCGAACCAGACAGCCUUGCCGCCACUCGCGGACGAGGAAGACGAUGGCUUUACGUCGAUCGAAGCUUUCGAGGACACAACACACGUUAUUGACGAGCAAGAAGCCGCAGAGCUGGCCAAGACCACUGAGCCAACAGCUUCACAGCAAGCUAUGCCGCCUCCGAAACUCAAGCCUCGAUCACCGAGAGCAUCGAAUGUUACCAAAGCCCAACUAGCCAAGCCUGCGAUGGAGCAGCCUCCCAUCAGAUCGACCAAGCUUGGAGUUCCUAGCACGACCGCUACCGCAGGAAGCGCUACUGAGAUGCGAGGCAAGCGGAAGCUAGAGCCCUCUCUCUUUGACGAGCCGCCCUCGAAACGAGUGCAGAGGACCACAAGAUUUGCUGCAACGGAGGACGAUGAAAAGCGUAGAACCACGGGUAGUGUCGCCGCCCCGUUGCUCCGACAUGAGUCUGGCACUUUGAGUCCAGACACUGCCAUCACGACCAAAGCUGCCAAUCAUCCAUCACGAAAGCCCAGCUGGCACGCAUCCCAAGGCUCGCAGAAGGUCGACAUCUUUGGCAGUCCAAUCCCAGAUGGCAUGGUUGUGGAUGGCAAGGCCACUGUGCUUGAGGUGUUCUCCCAGCAGGCCAAUGUCUCUUCUGAUGCUGGCUAUGUUGACACCGUCAUUGCUCGCAAGCCGGACGCCACCACCAGGCCUACGAGAAUCAGAGAGGCUGAGAUGCUCGCACCGCCUUCUGCUCAACAACAGCCAAUCUCGAGCAACAUCAAGCCCCGUCCAGCGCCGCCAGAAGAGCACUCACGAGCGAUUACCUCCCACGGCACAACUUUGAAAGGCAAGUUGCUGGUCGAAGAUCAGGCUGAGAGGCUGCAAACGGAUCCAUUCACGAACUUGUCAGACUCCCAGCAGCCGCGCCUCCAAUUCGGCAGUUCUUCCAACUUCAUCGAGCAACUACGACGUUCCGCUGAUGAACUUGCACACACGCGGAACUCGAAGCAGGCAGAAGUAGAUGAUCCCGACAAGACCCUCGUCGAGCCAGAGCACGUUCCUCGUGGUGCAAAGCGGACAGUAAGCCUGUCGACUGCCCCUUCUUCCGAGGCCUCGUCACAGGACAGCCAGGCAGCGAGCGCUCUGUCCGAUCUGGGUCUUUGGCGCAACGCUCUGCUCCCGCACCAAAUGAAUCUCUUCGACGAGCUCGUCAACGUCGCUCACCGAGUCGUUCGCCAUCUGGUCGAUCAAGAGACUGCUGUCACGGACAUCGUGGAGGACUACCAGCGUCGCGGUGUACAGCUUGUGGAACAGAUGGAGCGGAGCCAUGUUGCGCAGCAUGAGAAGUUUGUCGCCUCACUUCAAGAGAGAAAGAAGCGGUUGCGCAAGGAGCUCGCGGCCUGUGGAGGGAAGUUGGGAGAUGGGUUUGAGAGUGUGAAGAAGGCCAAAGGUCAGCGGGGUAGAGAUCACGGAGCGGGAAAGAGUGGUUUGCGGAAGGGGUUGCAGAGUGUUCUUGAGCAGUAUUGCUAA
Messenger RNA from Saxophila tyrrhenica, 3726 nucleotides. RefSeq lists its product as uncharacterized. The coding region runs from base 1 to 3726 and encodes 1241 amino acids. The transcript has 2 exons. NCBI's taxonomy places the organism in Eukaryota, Fungi, Ascomycota, Dothideomycetes, Mycosphaerellales, Extremaceae. The record is from RefSeq and is a predicted model, not a curated record.